AUGACCAACCCCAAGUCUGUCGCAAACCGCAUCGCUGUCAUGAAGAAGAAGUACGGCUUGCCCCUCGCUACCAGCACGUCCAAAGCUGCUGCCAGAGUGGGUGAUCUCGUCGACGGCAACAACGAUGCCGCCAUUGGCACCCAAGCUUCCCCUGUCAAGCGUACCCCCAAGAAGAACGCAGCUCGCAAAGCCCCAUACAAGAUUGCCAAGCGCGAGGAAACCCUCGUUCAGAGACUUUCCGACGACAAUGUCGACGGGGACCGUCAGUCGGCCAUAGACACGGAUGAAAUGGAGAAGAUGGUCUUUGGUAACCCUGAUGAUGAAGAGAAUGACGGCGACCAAGACAGUAUGGCAGUUAUGGUCCACGGCAACCACGACAUUGUCUGA
Molecule: messenger RNA, 387 nt
Organism: Pseudogymnoascus destructans
Lineage: Eukaryota; Fungi; Ascomycota; Leotiomycetes; Thelebolales; Thelebolaceae
Exons: 1
Coding region: 1-387 (128 amino acids)
Source: RefSeq, a predicted model, not a curated record